UCUCCAAACCAGUGAAAUAGUGGUGCUAUAUAUAAAUUCACAUGGAUAAUCUUUCAUCAAUAACUCUAAAGAAUUAAAGAGAAAGAAAAAAAAAAAAAGAGAGAGUUAAUUUGUAACCUGAAGGGGUCCAUCGAUCCCAUUUUGUCUCGUUUGUUUGAGGAACAAGAAGAAGCGAUGAUGGGUUGAAGGCGUCCAUCGAAACGACAAGGGCAGUGUGCGUCUCGCGUAGCGAAAAGUGAUUGAAUUCCGCGGGAUGUCGAACUUGUACGGCGAUUACAACCAAAAGAUCGAUUACGUCUACAAAGUGGUGUUGAUCGGUGACUCCGCCGUGGGCAAGACCCAGCUCCUCGCGCGCUUCGCCAAGAACCAAUUCAGCGCCGAUUCCAAAGCCACCAUCGGCGUUGAGUUUCAAACCAAAACGCUCAUCAUCGAUAACAAGAUCGUUAAGGCACAAAUAUGGGACACCGCAGGCCAAGAAAGGUACAGGGCAGUUACUAGUGCAUAUUAUCGCGGUGCUGUUGGAGCAAUGUUAGUUUAUGACAUGAGUAAGCGUCAAUCAUUUGAUCACAUGGUAAGGUGGUUAGAGGAACUGAGAGGCCAUGCUGACAAAAACAUCGUUGUAAUGCUAAUUGGCAACAAGUGUGAUCUUGGAACUCUUAGAGCAGUGCCAACUGAAGACGCUGAGGAGUUUGCACAAAGAGAGAACCUAUACUUUAUGGAGACAUCAGCACUUGAGUCCACUAAUGUUGAAACUGCCUUUCUCACCAUUCUAACUGAGAUAUACAGACUCAGCAGCAGGAAAACACUUACUGCUAAUGAUGAUGCAGAUUCAAAUGGUAGUGCAGGGCUUCUGAAGGGAACCAAGAUAAUUGUUCCUAGCCAUGACAUGAAUUCUGGUGAAAAGAAGGGUGGUUGUUGUGUAUAAUCCUAGAUUUUGCUUCUUCUUGGAAAGCAUAUUGCUCCCUUUGGCUCUGCCUACAUGUGGUGUUUGUAAAGAGGGUAGAUACUUUUCUUGGAGUCUGUCAGGAUACAAGUUUAUAGAGUUUCUUUAUUAAAAAAUAUUUUUUAUUUUUAGUAGAAAAACUCUUUAAAAUACUUUUAGCUUGUAUCCAAACAGGAUUUUGGUCAUUCCAUCAACAAAAUGUAGGCUAUAUUUAUUUUACACUGCUUGCUGAUUGCAGGCAUACAGUUUUUUUUCUUUUGUUUUGGUCCUUUCUAGCUUUAGGAUUUCAUUUUGUUAAUACAAAUAUCCCGGUUGAGAAGGGAUGGUUCAAUUCAGAUAGAGGAAUGGGAACUGUAUAAACUUACUGGAUGCAAUUAUUUUUGGUCUGUAGUUUGAAACUUUUAGUGUUCAUGUUGUCUUUUGAAACUGUGUCUUGGGCACUUGCAUAUUGUUAUAGAAUGCAAAAUUAGCGGAUCUAAUCAA
Cajanus cajan (pigeon pea) is the source of this 1426-nucleotide messenger RNA. Its product is annotated as ras-related protein RABA4d. The record is from RefSeq and is a predicted model, not a curated record. NCBI's taxonomy places the organism in Eukaryota, Viridiplantae, Streptophyta, Magnoliopsida, Fabales, Fabaceae. Gene Ontology annotation, molecular function: GTP binding; GTPase activity.